CGGGAUGCGGCUGGUCAGCUGGAACGUGAACGGGCUGCGGGCCGCGGCUGGUCCGACGGGGCCGCGGCGGCUGCUGGAGGCGCUGGGCGCGGAUGUGGUCUGCCUGCAGGAGACCAAGCUCGCCCGGGACCUUCUGGAGGAACCGUUGGCUAUUGUGGAGGGCUAUAGCUCCUAUUUCAGCUUCAGCCGCACACGCAGCGGCUACUCAGGUGUUGCAACAUUCUGUAAGACCAGCGCUACCCCGGACGCUGCUGAGGAGGGCCUAUCUGGGCUGUUCACCAAGCACAGCAGGGCAGUCAGCUGCUACGGAGAUACAGGUGACUUCACGCCUGAGGAGCUCCAGGCCCUGGACAGUGAGGGUCGAGCUGUGAUCACUCGGCAUCGUAUUUGCACCUCGGAACAGCAGGAGACCACGCUGACCAUCAUCAAUGUGUACUGUCCCCGUGCUGACCCCGACAAGCCAGAACGUGGGGACUUCAAGCUGCGAUUCUGCCGCCUCCUACAAGCUCGGGCAGAGGCUCUUCUGAGAGCUGGAGGCCACGUGGUUAUCCUGGGAGACAUCAACAUCGCUCAUAAGGCCAUCGACCACUGCGACCCAGGGGAUGUGGAGUCCUUCUUGGAGAAUCCUGGCCGCCGCUGGCUGGACAGUUUCCUGUGGGAGCCGGGAAAGGAUUCCCAGGAUGAGAAAUACUUUGUUGACACAUUCCGUUUUCUACACCCCAGUCAAGGAGAUGCCUACACAUGCUGGUGCAACCUCACCGGGGCCCGACAGACUAACUAUGGCACCCGCAUUGACUACAUCUUGGCCGAUCGUGCUCUGGCUUUGUCGGAGUUAAAGGAUGCCCAGCUCAUGCCAGAAGUCCUGGGCUCUGACCACUGCCCUGUGCAAGCACUGCUGAGAGCCAGCUUCCUGCCUGCUCGCAUUUGCCCACCACUCUGCACCCGCUUCCUGCCUGAAUUUGCCGGCACCCAGCAGAAGCUCAGCCGCUUCCUGGUGAAAGUGGAGCAGACCAGCCUGCUGGAAAAGGGCCAGAAGCAGAAUGGAACAGAACCAAGCCUAGGGUUGGCUUCCAGAAAGAGACAGCCUGGCCUGCCAAAGAAGGGACAAGGGGAUUUGCUCAGGUUCUUCCGAGCCAGUAGUAAGAGCACAGCUGGAGCAACAGACCUAGGCAGGUGCCGACCAAGACUGAGCAUCACCCAGGAGGUAGAGAAGGAACCUGGGAAAGACCCUCCUCUUGAUGCAGCUGAAAAGACUGCUGAGGGUUUGGCAGUGGAAAAAGCCGCCUGUGUGCCGCAGGGGUUCAUCUUGAGUUUGAGCAAGGAGCCUGACGUGACUAUGACUGGUGAGGAAGCUAAGAAUUGCAGGAACAGUUCAGCUCCUUCCAGACUAAACCAAUCUGCUGCCCUAUGGAAAUCCCUGCUGCCGGGCCCCGCUCCCCCUCCCCAGUGCAAGGUCCACGGGGAGCCCUGUGUUCUGCGGACAGUGAAGAAACAAGGCCCAAACUGUGGGCGGCGCUUCUAUGUCUGUGCCCGGCCUCUGGGGAAGCCGUCUGAUCCCCGCGCACGCUGCAACUUCUUCCUCUGGGCUACUCGGGGGAAUCCGUAAAUUAGGGUGUUGGUUGACUUGAGAGGAUGCCGGCCUUGGUGGCCUCCAAUGGGAAAGGGAAGAGCUUCACCUCUAAUAUACACGGCCAGGGUUUGGGCAUCUCUUAAGUAGGGAGGUACCCAUAAUGACACCAGGGGCUGAGGCUUUGUGCCAAGUAGUCUGAGUGGUCUAGCCUGGAAUUGUUGGGACGUUCCUUGGAACGUGCAUGUAGAAAGUUGCUACCCAUGUUGCAAGGGAUUGAAGCCCUGUCUUGAACCUCAUGCAGGUUUGGAAGUCUUUGAUCUAGGUCUAGAGUCCAGGAAUACUCUUUCAACUGCAACACUUUAAGAACUAAUCUUCAGUCUUGCAUAGAUCUUGGUGUUAAGGCAUCCCACAAAUCUUGACUUUUACAUGCAGGCCGACCUAGCCUUUUGUAAACAAGCAGUUCAGAGUGGUUCCCCACUGGAAGCGUGCUUUAAUGUGGGUCUUCUGGCCCCAUCCAGCUUGGAUGUGGGCCUGUUGGCAGCAUUUCCCCCCUACCCACCCAAUAGUUCUUUUAAACUGAGGUCCCUGCUAAGAGAUGCACAUGGAAUUAUGUAUAAUUUUUUCUUUGUUCAAGGGAAAAAUUUGUUCUACUUUGGAUAAAAUAAACGCAUUGGAAAAAACAA
This is a messenger RNA of Eublepharis macularius, 2253 nucleotides long. It is a transcript of the gene APEX2, whose product is annotated as apurinic/apyrimidinic endodeoxyribonuclease 2. The record is from RefSeq and is a predicted model, not a curated record. The coding region runs from base 5 to 1606 and encodes 533 amino acids. Gene Ontology annotation, molecular function: double-stranded DNA 3'-5' DNA exonuclease activity; DNA binding; phosphoric diester hydrolase activity. NCBI's taxonomy places the organism in Eukaryota, Metazoa, Chordata, Lepidosauria, Squamata, Eublepharidae. Gene Ontology annotation, biological process: base-excision repair. The transcript is spliced from 6 exons. Gene Ontology annotation, cellular component: nucleus.